AUGUGCUUUGUUUGGCUGAAGAUGAGGAACAAGCCCACGAGUGCGUAUUGGUACGCUGCGACCAGUGCCGAGCGCUUUCCGUUCUGUCCUGCGCGGAAGAGUGGCUGGAAAACCGACGUACAGGAUUUGCCAUAUCAUGCUGCGUGUGAUGAUCUCAAUUCUGUAAUGCCGGGAUGCUGA
Molecule: messenger RNA, 180 nt
Organism: Penicillium concentricum
Lineage: Eukaryota; Fungi; Ascomycota; Eurotiomycetes; Eurotiales; Aspergillaceae
Exons: 2
Coding region: 1-180 (59 amino acids)
Source: RefSeq, a predicted model, not a curated record